AUGAGGGAAGACCUGUCUUUUUCCAUUUUCGAAUUGGUGGUGAGCCUAUGUCCCGCAGAUUGUUUUAGUCCUAUGUUGGGAGACCGUUGCGACAGCCGAAUUGCACUCGAAACAGAACUCGAAAGAGAGAUCAUAAGCCAUCCGGAGUUGGACCUAGAAGUGGAACCCCGCUUUUUGUUAAAAAGUAUCUCCAGAACUCAACUUUACGAUCAAUCUGCUCUUGAAUUUAAGAUCAAGCUGAUUGUUCUUUCCAAGACGCUCAUUGCCUUGUUCGAUUACUUCGACGAGGAUUUUUCAGAGGCUUUUUUUAAAUUUCGGUGGAUCCUUCAGUUUUUGCAUGAGGCUCGUAAGGUUCCUGGGAUCUUCAACUUAGAAAUAAUUUUAUCUCUGGACUACGAGCGUUCCUUAUCACUCUUGUGUGCCAGGUCACUCAUAAAAGACUUUAGAAACUUUGAUGCGUCAAGAGUGAAAAGUGGAGCAGGAUUUAAGGUGAAUCGCCUUGAUAUUUUUGAGGGCUUGCUUGCAAAUAUUUUGGAUUGUACGGAGCCCAGUAUAUUGACAUGUGUCGACGAGCUGGAUUACUAUAUGAUGGACCAGCUAUUCACAGUUUUAGGAGAAAUGGAAAAAUGUAUAGCGUUUUUGAAAGGACCCCUGUGCGAUGUGGAUGGUAUCACAAAAUCAGAAAUCUAUGCUGUUAGGCCUCAAAGAAGUCACAUUGAUGGCAUGAUCCGCAAAUACAUUCUUGCCUCUACUUUCAAAUUACCAGGUGAUCCUACUUUUUCGUGUUGUUUUGAUAAAGUGCUAGAGGGGGUUAUACUCUAUGGUGGUAUCCAUUUGUGUGUAAUAGCAUUUUUUCACAAGCUAAAAACAUUUCACGAAGUUGAGUGCAGGAAGGUUUGUAGUUCACAGCCAUCUGAAGUUGUUGAGUCGUCUUAUGUGGCUCUCACCACUGAGAUUAUAAGAGAUUGGGAUUAUCUGAACACCGGCAGCCAAGAUUUGAAAUUCAUUCAAUGUCCUCAAGUUUUAAUGAAAGCUAAUAGCAACGAAAUUAUAAUGGUUGAUUCUGUUUACGAGGAGUCCGAAAAAGAUCAUAAUCACGAUAUCACCCUUUUACUUAGCGCUGCUAAAAUAAGAGCGAAGCGAAAGUUUUACGGAGACUCACAGCUUCACCAGCAGUUUUCGGAAAGCCAGUGGCAUAUGGGUCUUUCAUGGGUACAAUUUUGGAAAAAUUGUUAUUUGGACAACAAGGGAGACAUGGCACCAGAACUCAGCGAUUUAGUAGAGAAAAUGUACGACUACUCCUCAUCUCCGGUGUAG
Molecule: messenger RNA, 1317 nt
Organism: Lachancea nothofagi CBS 11611
Lineage: Eukaryota; Fungi; Ascomycota; Saccharomycetes; Saccharomycetales; Saccharomycetaceae
Source: the annotation of a GenBank genome assembly